UCUCAAUACCAAGUUCUCCCUUGUGCUUUGAGUCUCUUCAUAAUGUACAAACAUAUUCCAAUCCACGAGCGAAAUAUCAGGGUCCUGCGAUUGCUGCCAAACCCCAUCAAAACCGCCCAACUCGAAUGCGAGCUCAUUGAAGCCGCGUUGGAUGACCUCCCGCGGUAUGAAGCCAUCUCAUAUACCUGGGAUGGACAACUACCUAGCUGGGAAAUCAAUUGUCACGGCGAGAAGUUGAUGAUCACGGAAAAUGCGGAUACCGUACUCCGCCGGUUUCGCCGCGAUAGUGAAGAAUGGCUGCUAUGGAUAGACUUCAUCUGUAUAUAUUCCCAUCGAACCACAAUGAAAGAUCCCCGAACCUUGAGGUUUGCACCUUAGUUUCAUGAAGG
Molecule: messenger RNA, 389 nt
Organism: Mytilinidion resinicola
Lineage: Eukaryota; Fungi; Ascomycota; Dothideomycetes; Mytilinidiales; Mytilinidiaceae
Exons: 1
Coding region: 43-378 (111 amino acids)
Source: RefSeq, a predicted model, not a curated record